Molecule: messenger RNA, 874 nt
Organism: Prunus persica (peach)
Lineage: Eukaryota; Viridiplantae; Streptophyta; Magnoliopsida; Rosales; Rosaceae
Exons: 4
Coding region: 110-604 (164 amino acids)
Molecular function (GO): calcium ion binding
Source: RefSeq, a predicted model, not a curated record
UUGCCGGAAAAAGUCAAUUCAAUGGUCCGAUACCAAAGGAUCUUUUCUUCCUUUAUCAUCCAAACGAAGUCGCAAAAGGCCUCUCUGUCUACUAGCUCACUACUUCGCCAUGGGACAGGUGCUGGACAGACUACAAGGUAAGCAAUGGAGGCGAAAGCAAAUACAAAAGAUUACAGACAAGGUGUUUGAUCAUUUUAAAAAUGAGUCAGGAAGGGCUAACUUGACAUUUGAAGAUCUGUACAUUGGUGUACUACUUGUGUACAAUGAUAUCAAUAAGCGUUUACCUGGCCCACAUUUUGAUCCACCCUCCAAAGACCAUGUCAAGGCUUUGCUUCAGGAAAACGAUAUCAAUCUCGAUGGAGAAAUUGACCGUCAAGAGUUUACGAAGUUCAUCAAGCAGCUGACAGCCGACACAUUCAUUGUAGUCAGUCAGGGACUGAUCCUGACAUUGGUUGCAGCACCAACCAUUGCAAUGGCAACGAAGAGGGCUACGGAGGGUGUACCAGGCAUUGGGAAGGUGGUGCAGAGGUUACCCAAUUCAGUUUAUGCAUCCCUUCUGACUCUUGCUGUUGUGUUGUUUCAGCAAGCGAGCCAAGAGUUCUAAGUGCCGCAAGUUUGUUCUAGGCUCAAUCUCUUGAUUUCAUGUUCUAUUUAGGAAGACUUUAUAUAGACGUGGGUAAAAGAAGUUUGUCUCGUCAGUCGGGACGUUAUGUGGGCAUGCUUGUUUUUUUUUUUUUUUUUUUUUUUCCCCCUUGUAUGAAAUGGUUUGUAUACAAAUAAACCAAUAAUCCAUUCGUGCAAACUUAGUUUGAACUUGAUGACAGUUUUCAAAUCUCAAUAUAAAUAUAGAAAACUUGGAUUUCAAUGAGCUGAA